This is a messenger RNA of Oncorhynchus gorbuscha (pink salmon), 6775 nucleotides long. It is a transcript of the gene tiam2b, whose product is annotated as rho guanine nucleotide exchange factor TIAM2. Gene Ontology annotation, molecular function: protein binding; guanyl-nucleotide exchange factor activity. Gene Ontology annotation, biological process: positive regulation of axonogenesis; activation of GTPase activity; small GTPase-mediated signal transduction. NCBI's taxonomy places the organism in Eukaryota, Metazoa, Chordata, Actinopteri, Salmoniformes, Salmonidae. The transcript has 24 exons. Gene Ontology annotation, cellular component: synapse; membrane. Bases 307 to 5475 code for a protein of 1722 amino acids. The record is from RefSeq and is a predicted model, not a curated record.
ACUUGGCGAAGUGCUGCUGCACUUUUCAAUUUUCAGUACAGAACCUGAAAGAUAAUUCUGAAAUCUUGAACAUGUUUUUCUGAAUUCCUCAGAGCAGUCAGCAGGAAUAGGUGCACUGUGUGUACUGGGUCUGUGGUAGCUCUCAUGUAGGCUAUUCAGAUAAAGCUUCAGUUGGAUUUUGUUCCCAGUUUUUACCCUACAGUACUGCAAUGAUAGCGUCACAGGCACACAAGUGGACGAGAUGUUUGACCUUCUAAGACCUGUGAGUCACAUUCAAAUAAGAAUGGAGCCCUGUUAUUGAUCAGAAUGGGAAACACUGACAGCCAGUACAGCAGCUUUAACGUCCCUGGGAAAUCCAAAUCCUGCUCUCUAAAGUUCUACUCCGCUAAAGAGGAGGCCCUGUCCCCCCAUAGCUGGUGGAGGGACAGCGAGGGGAGCGGCCAGGGAUACAGAACCAGAGGCAAAGGGGGGAGGGUCUGCCUGCCCCAGCACAAGAUCACUCACAACCAGCCUUAUGGCUCUUCGAAACACUAUGAGCACCACAUCACUAAGGAGGGCAGGGAACUGGGGGGGCCCCCGGGAGCCAAGCUGAAGCCCAUCUCUCCACAGAGGUGUGGCAGAGGGGACAGUUCCCAAGUGACCAGGAAAAACGUCUGUCAUACAGGUUACAGUUACCUGGAGAGUAGUGGGGAGAGUGUUAACGGUCUCGAGGCUAAUGGACAGCGUACCCCCGAGAGGACUUCUCCUUGUGAGCACAGGGUUCCCCUAGAGAGCCGCAGCAGCCCCAAGGUGCUUCUCCGUAAGGAUGGCAGCAUGCGUGUUGAGUUCACCAACACCAUGCGGAUGUCGCUGGAGCCCCAGGAUCUGUCAGGCCACAGCCACCCUGUGGUAGCCACCCCCGAGCCCUCUCUGACUAGGACCAGCAAGGGAAGCUCCCUGAGCUCCGAGGGCUCCUGGUACGACUCUCCCUGGGGGAACCCCACGGAGCUCAAUGACAAUGUGUUCACCUGUAGUCAGACCGUAGCGGGGGACAACAGCAGCGGCUACACCACCUACUCCUCCACUCGCACCGAGGAGACGGGCUGCGGCUUCAACACCUUCUCAUCCGCCCACACUGAGAACAUCUCCCCGGGGUUCAACCCCAGCCUCCUCUUCCAGACUGUGGAUGGUAACGGUCAAUAUACAAGCCGAGGGUUUAACAGCAACGGGUAUAACACUUGCUCUUCGGGCCGCACUGAGGACAGUGGCAUCGGGGACUCCAUGAUCCUUCAUCCGGAGAAGAGUCCGUUUAGCCUCAUGUCCCCUCCUGUGUCCCUGUCGGACCUCUACUCUAACCCCAGCGUGGCGGCUGUGUUCCCCACUGCUCAGUUCCAGGACGUCCCCCAACAACGGGGGUCGCUCACUUCGUUACUGACCCUGGACGCGGUCAUCCAGGAGGAGAGCUCGGGGCUGUACGACCAGCACUACUCCUCUCACAGUCGCACGCUGCCAUGCAGGAGGGUUACUGCCACGGUGGCCACCGAGCCCUCCGCCAUCGUGGUCGGUAACAGCAGAAGGGACAACCUGAAGAGCCGCAUCAGGCGCCUCGGCGACUGGACGGGAAGUCUGAGCAGGAAGAAAAGAAGACUACAGGAGCCUUACGGUAGUGAGACCAGUGAGGGCUUUAGCAGUGGAGUGGACCCUGGGUUAGGUAACUCUAGCUCCCAGUUAACUGGUCCACUGUGGAAUCCCCUCCACACCCAGGCCUACACCCACACCCAGGGCCAACAGUGCCACAGUGACGCUCUGCGCCAGAACAUCUACGAGAACUUCAUGCAGGAGCUGGAGACAGGACGCAACAGUGGGCCGGAGAGGACUGAGCCCUCGGAGGAGGGAGAGGAGGAGGAGAUGGGAGGAGGGGGGGGAAUAGGAGAGGGAGAGCAGGGGGAGAGCAGUGGCAGUGGCUCCCUGGGUUCCCUGGAGCAGCUGGACCUGCUGUUUGAGAAGGAGCAGGGGGUGGUGCGCAGAGCCGGCUGGCUCUACUUCAAACCCAUCCUCACCCUGCACAAGGAUAGGAAACUGGAGCUGGUGGCCCGUAGGAAGUGGAGGCAGUUCUGGGUCACACUUAAAGGGUGUACCCUCCUGUUCUAUGAGACCUAUGGGAAAAGCAGCUGUCCCGAGCAGGAGCUGUCCCCGCGCUACGCCCUGCUGGCCGAGGACAGCAUUGUCCAGGCCGUCCCCGAACACCCCAAGAAGGAGAACGUCUUCUGUCUGAGCAACGCCUACGGAGAUGUCUAUCUGUUCCAGGCUGCCAAUCAAACAGACCUGGAGAACUGGGUGACGGCCAUCCACUCUGCCAGCGCCUCUCUGCUGGCUAAGAGACAGGGGAAGGAGGACACGGUGCGGUUACUGAGGAGCCAGACACGCGUCCUGCUGCAGAAGGUAGACAUGGACAGCAAGAUGAAGAAGAUGGCUGAGCUGCAGCUGUCUGUCAUCAGUGACCAAAGGAACAGGAAGGCCAUCGAGAGCCAGAUCCAGCAGUGGGAGCAGAACCUGGAGAAGUUCCACAUGGAUCUGUUCCGGAUGCGCUGCUACCUGGCCAGCCUGCAGGGCGGUGAGCUCCCUAACCCCAAGAGUCUCCUGGCCGUGGCAGGACGACCCUCUAAGACCGCUCUGGGACGCCUGGGGAUCUUCUCUGUCUCCUCCUUUCAUGCCCUGAUCUGCACCCGUGACGAGGCGACCCUGCGGAGACGUUGCCGAUCUUUUUCCAGAGGGGCUCGGAGUAAGAGAGGCCUCUUCUCCUCCCUCAAGGGCCUGGACAGCUUGACCAAACGCAGCAAGGAGAAGAGGGAGUCCGUGUCCCAGGUUUUUGAAGGACAAAGUAUUGGAGUGCCUGCUGGGCAUAUCACCAACCACUGCAGCUCAGAGAGAUUGGACACUCUUGCCAAAAUGCAGUUGAUAGCACCACCUGAAGGCAACCCUUGGUACAGCAGUUUGGAAACUCCCGUUUGUGUGAAUAUGCCUGACAGACAAAGCAUUACUCUGCACAUCAAACCCGAUUUCCUCGUAUCGGACUUGCUAUCUUUGGCCUGUAAGGAGCGGCACCUGGACCCGAGCCAGCACUGCCUGCGUGUGAGGAGGCUGGUGGGUCAGGACACGGAGACCUUCUCCCCAGCGCCCACAGACACACUACGAGACCUGGUGUAUGAAGAGCUUGAGGUCUUCCCACUCAAUGUUUUCACCAUACAACUGUCCCGCCCUGACACAGAAGUAGACUUUGGCUUUGCUGUGACAGGCCAUGUAGACGGAGCCAGGAAGAGCCAUGUCUACUUGAGUGAGGUCAACCCAGGGGGACUGGCUUUCACUGAAGGUCUGAGAGCGGGGGAUGAGAUCUUGGUUGUGAAUGGGACCAGUGUGUCCCAUCUGGACCUGGGGCUGAUACACCUGAUGUUCAACCACCAGAUCCUCCACCUACUGCUCAGACGAGAGGAGCAAGUCCCUGGCGACCACACCUCCGUCUGGCCAGACUGUGACCCCUGGCAGCCAGGACCACCACCACCACCCAGCCACGGUGUCUGGCCUAUAGAUAUGCCACCACCCCAGGAGCUUCCAGAGAGCUCCGUAGCUCCUCCCUUUGGGGAGGUGUCACAACAACCACGACCUGCUGAUGAGAUGGAGCAGCUCGGCCAGAAUGUGGAGACGGUGUGCUCGCUGUACCAGACCUUCCCAGAGGGCCGUGGGGCGGUGGUGGUCGAGGGCCAGAGAAACCCCUAUUCCAUGGAGCCCCUCGGGCCACAGGUCCAGAAGCCCCCCUGCCCCAGACACAUGUCUAUCUCUGAGAGGCUCUGUAAGGUCAUACAGGAACUGGUAGACACAGAGAAGUCCUACGUCAAGGACCUGGGCUGUCUGUUUGACAUUUACCUGACCCCUCUACAGAGCGAGACCUUCCUCAGCCAUGACGAGAUGGAGUCUCUGUUUGGCAGUCUGCCUGAGAUGCUGGACUUCCAGAGAGUGUUCCUACACACCCUGGAGGAGCGCAUCGCCUCCUCUCCCAACUUCAGCUCUCUGGAGACCCCGGAACAGUUCAAGAAACUUCUUUUCUCGCUGGGCGGCUCCUUCCUCUACUAUGCCGACCACUUCAAGCUCUACAGCGGCUUCUGUGCCAACCACAUCAAAGUCCAGAAGGUUCUGGAACGAGCAAAGACGGACCGGGCUUUCAAGGAGUUCCUGGAAGCAAGGAACCCCACCAAGCAGCACUCUUCCACCCUGGAGUCGUACCUCAUUAAGCCAGUCCAGAGGGUGCUCAAGUACCCCCUGCUGCUCCGAGAGCUGGUCUCCCUCACUGACCCCGAAAGCGAGGAGCACAGCCACCUCACAGAGGCCCUGAGAGCCAUGGAGAAGGUGGCCAGCCACAUCAACGAGAUGCAGAAGAUCUACGAGGACUACGGCACUGUUUUUGACCAACUGGUGGCAGAGCAGAGUGGCCCUGAGAAAGAGGUGACAGAGAUCUCCAUGGGGGAGUUCCUCAUCCACUCCUCUUUAAAGUGGCUCAACCCUCUCCCCUCCCUGUGUCGCAUGAGGAAAGACCCUGAACUGACAGUGUUCGUUUUCAAGAGAGCAGUGAUCCUGGUGUACCGUGAGAGCAGCAAGAUGAGGAAGAGGAUGACCACGUCACGCUCUGACCUGGACCCCUUCAAGUUCCGCUGGCUCAUCCCCGUGUCGGCAGUGCAGGUCCGCCCGGGGAACACAGCAGGAGCAGAAAACCCUUGUGUCUGGGAGCUGGUCCACACCAAGUCUCAGGUGGAGGGGAGACCAGAGACUGUAUUCCAGCUCUGCAGCAGUGGUUUGGAGAAUAAGGCCAGUGUGGUGAAAGCGCUUCGCUCCCUUCGAGACUGCACCCGGAGGCCUCUCCUACCAGAGAGGGGUUCUAGAGAGCACCUAGGCUCCCUCCGCAGGACCCAGCCUGCACCUGUCAGAGACGGCUCAAGGAGGAGAAGACAACAGUGCCAAUCAGAGGCCGGGAAGACUGCAGGCCACCAGCACCACUCAGACGACAGCAGUGUGUCCAGCGGUGGCCCCUACCCUGGUCCAGAAGAAACCCACAUGGAGCCCCAGCUCCCCAGCCGCUCCUCCACGGGCCUCCCCAGCCUGGAAGGCACCACACUGGGCAAGAGGGCCUGGCUGUGCUCCCUGACCAGCACCCUGGAAGCCCAGCUCCAGAGACUCAACAUCACAGAAGAGGCCGGGCCGAGGAGCACGGAGACCCAGCAGGAGCACCUCAUACAGGGGGUCCCACAGCCCCACCCUGCUGUUCAGAAGAGGGUGAGCAGUCUGCAGGGGGGCCAGAGGACGCAGAAUAAUGAUUCCCAGGGUGUGGACUUCAACGCCCUACUAGGGAGGGACUUCAGUGUGCAGAGCCUGAACUCUGUGGUCAACGAGGACUGCUUCUACGAUACGGUCAUGGGAAUUCAGAAGGCUGCCAUUCCAACGCUAUAGUGGCCUAGGGGAAACUUCACCCCAGAGAGCUGAUGAACACCUGCCUAGGAUCGUAUCACACUGACUACAUUAGAGCCUGGCCAAGUUGCUAUGGACGAGAGGAUGAAUCUCUUUAAUGUGCUUACUCUGACUCUGCUGAGUUGGCUUUGACUGAAGAACUGAGCUCUGAUCAGUUACUUGACUUGACUCUGACUCUGCUGAGUAGGCUUUGACUGAAGAACUGAGCUCUGAUCAGUGACUUGACUUGACCUUUUAGCUCCUAGAAGAGCGAAGGCCUGAAGGUCCCACAGUUCCACACCGUCACAGUACAUAUGUAAAUGGUUGCCCGUGGGACUCUCCGGUCUGUCCCGAUGUUUUUCCGCACUCUAUAAGCUAUAAACACAGUUGCCUACAUUCAAUAGCGUUUCUUUCACCUUUUUCUUUCUUCUCUCGAAUUCAUCUGGUUUGUAAAUAUAAUGCAGUAUCUCAAUCGCGAGUAGCUUUCUAUUUUCAUGGCUUUUUUGACAAAAGCAGUUGUUAGUUCAAGACUGGAAUUGCUUGAUAAAAAAACAUCUGAUAUGUAUUUUAUUUGAACCUGUUCCUAUUUAUAUGUAUCUCUAUAUUAUUUUGUUCGUGUCUUAUUAAUAUCCACAGAAAAACUAAGAUUAAGUGUCACAUUUCUAUUUCAUUUAUCUUAUUAAGGUAAAGCAAAAGUCCCUUUUCAAGCUCUUUCAUAUUUGAAGUGAUUUGAUGUAUCAACUUGAGGAAUUCAAGACCCUGGGACUACACGGUUCUCUCUGCACACAGCUCAGUUCUGAGAUAAUUGAACGUCAACAUUUUCCUAUCCCAGAUCUCAGAACUGUUGUGUAGCGAAUUCUUCUUUCAUAUUUUUAUAUAUAUAUAUACGCUAGUCUAUCACCUUGCGUACAAUCAUUUUUGAUUGACAACCCAGCAUUGUGUGAUUGGAUCGCAGAUAGAACCUUAUAGCACCGAGUUAAAAGGUGUUUGCGCAGAUAGUGCUUUCUGAUAGAGUUGUUUUUUGUUUGUUUUUUCAGCGUAAAAUGACUUUAAACAAAAUCGGGACAUAUCUCACAUGUAAAGGACCACCUAAAGAGCAACUCCGUGUGAAUAACACAUUGUUUGACCAAAAUGUCAGGUGGGACUAUAAGGUUCAAAGGUCACAAAUUGUUGAAAUGUUUGUUAUCAUUAUUCCAAUUUAGCUGAAUUGUAAUUUAUUCUCUAAUAAUGAAUAUUAUUUUCAUAUACAUGACAUUGUACAGGUAAAGUUAAAUGAUGUAAUAUUUAAUAAAAAAAUACAUUU